Messenger RNA from Cooperia oncophora, 621 nucleotides. The record is from the annotation of a GenBank genome assembly. Lineage: Eukaryota; Metazoa; Nematoda; Chromadorea; Rhabditida; Trichostrongylidae.
AUGUUUCUGAGCAGCGCUCUAAUGUGCUUAAUCGCUUGCACCGUUUCUGUAUACGGGAUCGAUGUCAAGUUCACGUGGGACACGCAAGGAACUGCAUGCCCAGCUGCCGAUACAUAUGGCACAUGGAAACUGAGAAUCGACCGUACUUUUAUAGUAUUCUUCGACAAAAAAACGAGGCUCAUCUCAGAAAGACACGAAGUGCCCCAAAGGCACAAUUUAUUUACCGGCGUCAGUACCAUCACAUACAAUGGAAACAUAAAUGAUGUUGGUAUGGGAUUGUACUCCGUGAUUCUUCGGGAGGGUGACGAAAGAAGAAAUGAGAGUCCACCCUCGAAUCCACUAAUUUCUGCGGCCAAGACAAUUCAUGGUCGCUCACUGACGUCGCCGGGCAGUGGAUUCGCUUUCUCGGACAUGUAUCAUGAGGCACCUUUUGCAUUCUGGAUUACGAUCAAGGAUGCAAAGCCAACUGGAGAGGAGAAAAUGUUAAGAGAGUAUAAGAUCACGAAGUGUGGGACUGAUAAUAGAUGGGUUGCCAACGAGGGUGUUUAUAAGCUCAACGAUGCAAACGGAGAAUGGGACGCUGUAUAUUACGAUCCAAGACACACGGAUUUCUACUACUGA